Messenger RNA from Diplodia corticola, 1530 nucleotides. RefSeq names its product mfs sugar transporter. NCBI's taxonomy places the organism in Eukaryota, Fungi, Ascomycota, Dothideomycetes, Botryosphaeriales, Botryosphaeriaceae. The coding region runs from base 1 to 1530 and encodes 509 amino acids. Gene Ontology annotation, molecular function: carbohydrate:proton symporter activity. The transcript is spliced from 6 exons. The record is from RefSeq and is a predicted model, not a curated record. Gene Ontology annotation, cellular component: membrane. Gene Ontology annotation, biological process: transmembrane transport; carbohydrate transport.
AUGACCUCCCGCGGCACGCUCUACGCUUACUAUGUAGGCGCCAUCGCCUGCAUCGCUGGCUUCCUCUUCGGAUACGACUCGGGCAUACUGACCUUCGCAGGCGGUGUCCUCACCUUGACCUCCUUCCAAGAUCACUUCAACUUCACCAAGGCCCAGAAGACUCAUGUCUCGUCGCUCUGUGUUUCCCUGCAGCAGCUUGGCGCCUUUGUCGCCUGCCCCCUCAGCAUUCCGCUGUCGCGCAAGUAUGGUCGCAAGUCUUCCAUCUUCGUCGGCUCCGUCGUCUUUUGCAUUGGCUCCAUGAUGCAGACCGUCCCUUCGCACAGCCUUGCCUGCUUCUACGUCGGCCGCGUCAUCUCCGGUCUUGGACUCGGCGCCAUGACGGUGGUCGUGCCCCAGUACAAUGCGGAGAUGUCGCCCAAGGAGAUUCGCGGUCGCCUCGGCAGCUUUUUCCAGAUGGCCUUCACGCUGGGAAUCUUCACGUCUUACUGGGUCGACUAUGGUGUGAAGGUCAACAUGGACAGCACCGAGAGUCAGUGGCAGAUCCCAGUCGGCCUCCAGAUCCUAUUCUCCGGCCUGCUCGCUCUCGGAAUGCUCACGGUGAAGGAAAGCCCUCGCUGGCUCAUCACCAAAGAUCGCUUGGAAGAGGCCAAAGCAAACCUCCAGUGGGUUCGCGCUUCGAACGGCCCGGAGGUUGCCGAUGAGCUCGCGGAGAUUUCCAUGGCGGUCAGAGCAGAGCAUCAUGCGACCGAAGGUCUUCACUGGACGGAAUUCCUCCAUGGCUCCGUUUUGAAGAGGCUCUCGGCUGCUUUCGCACUUUUCCUAGCUCAGCAAGCUACCGGUGCCACGGCUUUCGCGUAUUACAGCCCGCAGUACUUCAGCCUGCUGACUGGCGAUGACGAGACCCGCAGCCUCCUCUUGAGCGGCAUUUUCGGCGCCGUCAAAGUCAUUGCAUGUUUUGCCUUUGUCUGCCUUGCGGCCGACCGUUUCACCCGGAAGUUCAAUCUGGCGUCUGGCGCCUUUGCGAUGGCUGCGACUCAGAUCGUCACUGCGGCCGUCCUCAAGAACAAGCCCAUCGAUUCCGGCGCGGCUGAAGCUGUUCCGCCUGCUGCCAAAGCCACGGUUGCCAUGAUCUACCUCUUUGUGAUGAUCUACAACUUUUCUUGGGGCCCGCUGCCGUGGCCCUACUGCAGCGAGCUCUUUUCGAACCGUUAUCGUGAGGUCGGUGUCGCUGUCGGCGUGUCCAGUCAGUGGCUCUUCAACUUUGUGUUCACAAUCUCUACGCCAUACAUGAUUGAUAGCAUGGGCUGGGGCACCUUCCUUCUCUGGGGACUGUUCGACAUCAUUAUCGGGCUUGGCACUAUUCUACUUGCCACAGAGACCCGCGGUCUAUCCCUUGAGAAGUCCGGACAGCCUAAAGUCUUUAGGGAUGACAACGAAGCCAAGCUCGGCAACGUCUACCCUGGCCCUUCGUCCAUCUCUAGUGGCUCCGAUAAGAAGAAUGGGGGUCAGAUCAGGGAGAGCGACAUCUAG